AUGAGCUGGACAGACGAAGACGUCGACCUCCCUGCAAGCAUCUCGGAGCUGACACACGCGCUCCAAGCUGCGCGCGCAGGCGGACAGCCUUCGGUGCACACUAUCGCCGGCACCGAGGGACACGGUGCCCUCACCCUCUCCGGGCUGCUCGGUACACCAGCCGAACGGCGCCUCGGCAUGUCCUUCCCCAACGACGGGAUAGAACGGGACGUGUGGAACGAGGCGGUCGAGUCCGCGCGACGGGCUGGCUACGACCCUGUGCGGCGAGCGGAGAACCGCGCAGCUGUGCAGGAGUAUCGCGCGGCGGCACGUGCUUUCCGCGAACGCCUGCCUGAACGCAAUCGCGGGCCAAUGAGCCUCGGACCGCACCCGACAUCGGGGUCAUCGGGGUGGGCUGAGGAGCGUAACGAGCGCAUGUCGAGCACGAUCCUCCGCCGGCCCAGGCGACACAUUUACGGCUUCGACCCGACCGACAUCGAACCUCCCGGUGGCGCCGACGACCAUAUCUGGGACCGGUUGGGUGUGGGGCCGAUCGACAGCAGUGACGAGGACGACGACGGGUGGGGCGCGUUCCGAGGUACUGCCCCUGUCGGCGAGUCCGCCCCAGGGCAGCAGAUGCUUCUCGACCUUUUUGAGGUUGACGGCUGGGGCGCCGCGCCAGACGCUGGUGCAACGCUGGCCCGAGGGCGAUUCAAUCGCCGCCGCGCGAGCCGCGGCGAUGACGGACGGCGGCUGCGCACACGAGCGCGCGACGACGACGACGACGACGAGAUGGACAGCGAGGGCGAGGUCAAGCGCCGACGGCACGCUGAGCCCGAUCAUCCUCCUAACACCGAGCGACCCGCAUACAUCUCCCUCACGACACUCUCAGCUGACACCCCGCUGCCGGUCAUGUUCGAGAUGCCACCCCGCUCCCGCGAUCCGAUGCUCACGUCGUUCCUCGACGUCACCGUCGAGGAUCGGGAGGGGGCGUGGCGACCUGUCAUCACAUUCCGUCCAGAACAGGGGGACACACUGUUGAAAUCAGAUACGGACGCGUGCAGCCUUCACACGUCGGCACCGAUUCCGCACGGCGUCGGCGUGUUCUACUACGAGGUCGAGAUCCUCAAUAUCGGAGCGGAGGGGCACAUAUCCAUUGGCUGGUCUGUGCCAGAAUGCGACCACAGGAGGCUCGUGGGCUGGAACGUGGGCAGUUGGGGUUGGCACGCAGACGACGGCAAGACGUUUGAGGGCAGAGGCGACGGGCGCGACUUCUCGCAGCCUUGGAAAACGGGUGAUGUGGUGGGCUGCGGUAUUGACAUGACGAUCGGGCGCGCCUUCUUCACACGAAACGGCACUUUGCUCGGUCACGCCUUCAGCAAGAUGCCGCACGGUCUAUACCCAGCCGUGGGCAUGAGGAACGAGCAGGAGUCGGUGGCGGUCAACUUGACAGGACCAUUCCGGUACGACAUCGUCGAGCACGUCCUUGGUGUGCGGAACGGCCUCCGGGCGGCGUUGGCACCACAACACGAGGCUUUCAGCGAUGUGCCACCAGCAGUGCCUGUACCAAAACUCGUUGGCCUGCCCAGCAGCUCGUCAUCGACGUCCUCCCUUGCGGCAUCCUCUCGACCAUCGCCAAAACGUUCGCCCCGCCUCUCGGAACCCGAAGCUGUCCUCCUAUCCAAGCUCAAAGCGAAGCUGAAGCUCCGCACCCGCGAGGAUACGCCGUUCGCCUUCCCACCAGGCAGCCCCUUCUAUCGUGGGCCGGACCGCGCCGCUGCCGCCCUUGUGCUCGAUUACCUCGCGUUCAACGGGCAUUCUCGGACCCACUCCCUCGUGACGCGCGACAUGCGCGCGCGCGGCUGGCUCCCACCACGGGAUGGACCCGAACCCGUCCCUCCAUCGGAGGUCCCCGGGCCGAGUGCCACCAAGGACGCAUACGCGACAGUGAACGACGCGAUCCGCGCCGCGGUCGAUGCGCUUGUUGCUGGCGAGGUCCGCUGGCCCCUCAUUCGCAGUCUCGGGGGAGCUGGCGACCUCUCUCGCCGCCUCGAAGUAUACGCAUUCGCGGCUGAGGCGCAGGCCAUUGCGGGCCGCUUUUCCGUUGACGACGAGAGCGACGACGAGGGGAUUACGGCUGUCGCGAUUGGGCAGGAACUGGAUCGCCGCUCGCGCGCGGAGCGCUGGCCAGCCGCCGAUGGCGAACUCCUCGGCCGCGCGAACCUUCAGAUCGUGUUGCCCGACGACAGUCUCGAUGACGACCGCCGCGCCGACGCGGUACGCCUCGAUCGCUUACUACGCGACGUGGCUGGUGUGCAGCGCCAGUCCUGUCUCCAUCUUGCAGCUGCGCAGACGAGCCUCGUUCAUCAGGUGCUCACAGAGCGGGGCGACGAGGCGACGGCGUUUAUGGGCCUCGGAGCUGUGCUGAAGUGA
Molecule: messenger RNA, 2412 nt
Organism: Cutaneotrichosporon cavernicola
Lineage: Eukaryota; Fungi; Basidiomycota; Tremellomycetes; Trichosporonales; Trichosporonaceae
Exons: 3
Coding region: 1-2412 (803 amino acids)
Molecular function (GO): protein binding
Source: RefSeq, a predicted model, not a curated record